GGCUCGGUAGCCGCGCACGGGUCGAAUCAAUUGUGCUUUGCCCGCGGCUGGUCGCGCAGUUUGCGCUCUCGGAGUGUUCUGCAACGCAAAAACCGAAAGCAGAAGAACACGGCACCGUUAUAUCAGCGCUUCAGUGAACCGCUUUCUUUCCAUCGCCGCUCGCCACCGGAAAGUGCUCUAGUGCAGCACCGAAGGCAUGUCGCUUACGGUUGAGCUGUUUGACCUUCCGGCGCACCAGUUCCACCGAUUUUGGGGUGCAUCAGGAAGUCUGUGGCAGUCGCUGUGGGAUGGCUUCCUGGACAUUGUAGGUGACAAUCCGUUCCUGCUGUGGACCAUCGGAUCAUACGUUUAUACGUCGGUGGUGUACUGGACAAUCGGGACGAUCUACACCCUGCUUGACGUGACCGGCAGACCAGCGUUUAUGCGCCGCUACAAGGUACAGCCCGGUACGAACGAGCCGGUCGAUCCGGAGCGCCUCCGGGCCGUCAUCAAGCAGGUGCUACUAAACCAACUCGGCACCGGGCUCCCGCUGCUGGUGGUCAUGUAUCGGCUGCUCCCGACCCAGAGCCGCGAAAUGAUCCGCGAGCUGCCAACGUUCGUGACGAUCGUGUGGCAGCUGGCCGUAUGUGUGCUGAUCGAGGAGGUGCUGUUCUACUACAGCCACCGGUUGCUGCACGAUGGGCGCAUUUACCGCUACAUCCACAAGCGGCAUCACGAGUGGACGGCACCGAUCGCAAUAACCGCCAUGUACGCGCAUCCGAUCGAGAACGUGCUGAGCAACCUGCUACCGAUCGCGGUUGGUGUGUGGACGACCGGCUGUCACAUUUCCGUCGCCUGGCUCUGGUUCACGCUGGCUAUCUCCAACACGCUACACGUCCACUCGGGCUACCAUCUGCCGUUCCUGCCCAGUCCCGAGCAACACGACUUUCACCACCUCAAGUUCAAUCAGUGCUACGGCGUGCUCGGUGUGCUCGAUUGGCUGCACGGCACUAGCGACCUGUUUCACCGCUCGAAGCAAUCAAAACGGGACUACAUACUGACCACGCUCGAGCCGGUUCGUGAAACGUACCCCGAUCAGUAGGAUCGCGCGGUCGCGCAGUUCGCAGUUCGCAGCUUUCCUGCUGCUGAGGUGAUAUUACCAAGCGAAAGCGAAGGCACACAAGAACUUGUGAAUAUUGCUUGUCGUCUAUUUGAUAGUUUUAUAUGCGGAUAAAAAGAAAGGAUACUAAAAAGGAAAAAACAUUCCGUAGGAAAAGAGCUAAAAAAAAACCUCACCUAGAGACGAGUGUAACUUUCUCUUUGUAACACCGACCGACAAGGGGGUCAAAAAAUCAAUCACCCGUAACUUGCGGGCCUUAUACACAAUGGAUUACAUACAACGACGCACGGCGCAACAGGAUUACUUAGAUUUUAAAUUUACAGCGCGAUGUUUCACUAAACUUACGAUCCUGGGGAUGAUUGAUACGCGAG
Molecule: messenger RNA, 1470 nt
Organism: Anopheles bellator
Lineage: Eukaryota; Metazoa; Arthropoda; Insecta; Diptera; Culicidae
Product: fatty acid hydroxylase domain-containing protein 2-like
Exons: 3
Coding region: 197-1081 (294 amino acids)
Biological process (GO): sterol biosynthetic process
Molecular function (GO): iron ion binding; C-4 methylsterol oxidase activity
Source: RefSeq, a predicted model, not a curated record